Molecule: messenger RNA, 765 nt
Organism: Drosophila persimilis
Lineage: Eukaryota; Metazoa; Arthropoda; Insecta; Diptera; Drosophilidae
Exons: 3
Coding region: 1-765 (254 amino acids)
Molecular function (GO): protein binding
Source: RefSeq, a predicted model, not a curated record
AUGGGGUGCAUUCAAAUCGUUGCUUCGUUGACGGCUGCAUAUGGGGAGCUACAGGACGGCGAGGGGGAAAGCGAGAAGAGCUACCAGGCGGGCACUGUUAGCAAUGGGCUGGACGACAUAAAAGUGCUCGAGCCGCCUGGCGAGAUGCCGCCGGCGGAGCUACUCAGCACAGACACAACCCCAGCUUCAACGCCAAUUAAUUUGUACACGCACCAAGAGGUCGUGGUCAUCAGCGGUCAGAAGGCGAUUUCCGCCGUUGCAGAGCCGGCUAUGACAAGCCAACAAAAAGUACUUGUCCCAAAUCCGCCGGACUUGACUAGUUACUAUGAAGUCUACGAUAAACGGAUUGCUGCACCCAAGCAAUCGUCGCCACCCGAUAACCCGUGGGAGCAGAUGUUUGGAAGCGGCUUCAAUUGCCGGUUCUUAACCAGCCUAAUGCAGACACUAAACCAGCAGGAUCGGGCCAAUUGCUCGGAAGUGUCCAAGCUGUGGCACUUGUGCUCCCGUGACGCUGAAGUAUGGAAAUCAGUUUCGCUUCGCGGCACAAAGGUCAACAAUUGGCCAGCUUUGGUGCGUGAGAUGGCACGCAACGGCACACGCGAACUCGACAUGAUGGGCGCGAUCAUACCCACUAGCGGUACCCUCGUCGCUGGGGACAUGCGCGUGCUGACGGAUAUGCGCUCGGUGCGCACCGAUCAUACGAUCAUACGAAAGCUGACUUCCUGCACCAGAUCUUCCGUAGCUUGCCUCAACUUGAGAAGCUGA